AGAGGGGGCGGAGUUCCGAGCAUGUGUGCGUGGAUUGGGCGGCGAGCCUAGGGGUCGGGGAAGGGGCGGGAACCCGCGGCCUCUGUGGCAGUGGUGGACACGUCGAGCUGGACAGAAGUGACGGGGCUUCUGAGAAGUCCUGAGGGGGUGACCGAUUCAAGUUCUGAGAGGGAGGAGUCUCUGGCUGAAUUCGACCUGGGAAGGCUCUUCAGUGCUCUCAACUUUCCUGGAAAAAAUGGAUCAUUCCCAUCAUAAGGGGAAAAACUAUAUGGACAACAGCAGCAGCACUAUGCCACCGUCUCACCAUCACCCAACAACUUCAGCCUCACACUCCCACGGUGGAGGAGAUGGCAACAUGAUGAUGAUGCCUAUGACCUUCUACUUUGGAUUUGAGAAUGUGAAGCUAUUGUUUUCCGGUUUGGUGAUUAAUACAGCUGGAGAAAUGGCUGGAGCUUUUGUGGCAGUGUUUUUACUAGCAAUGUUCUAUGAAGGACUCAAGAUAGCCCGAGAGGGUCUCCUGCGUAAGUCACAAGUCAGCAUUCGCUACAAUUCCAUGCCUGUCCCAGGACCAAAUGGAACCAUCCUCAUAGAGACACACAAAACUGUUGGGCAGCAGAUGCUGAGUUUUCCUCACCUUCUGCAGACAGUGCUGCAUAUCAUCCAAGUGGUCAUCAGCUACUUUCUCAUGCUUAUCUUCAUGACCUACAAUGGAUAUCUCUGCAUUGCAGUGGCAGCAGGGGCCGGAACAGGAUACUUUCUCUUCAGUUGGAAGAAGGCAGUGGUAGUGGACAUCACAGAGCAUUGCCAUUAACAUCAGAGUCCGUGGUGUGGCCUUAUUGAUUGCAGUGGGAAGCAUUUCAAGACUGGAAGACACGAUUCCUGCUCCAAUCACCCCUUCUUGUUCCUGUCUCUUUACACACAUACAUAGACACCUGGUGAAUAGAGGUUUAGUUUACAGUUUCUUUUCUGAGGAAAAUCUGUCUUUUCUAAUAAGCCGAGAUUCCCAAUACCCUUGAAGAGAAGCCAGCCAUGAGAUGUCUUCUCCCUCAUCAUCCUAGAUUCUUGUCUAAUCUGGGUAGAUUUCUAGUCAAUGACUUGAUCAUCUGCUUCCUUUUUUUAAUCUUUUGGGUUUUUUGGUUUUUGUUUUUAACAGACAAUAUGUGAAUUUGGUAGUUUUUCCCUGGGUCAGUGAUGGAAAGAGAUUAACUUCAGCCAGGAUUGAUGGCAGCUGAGGGAUAUUCUUGCCCAACUAACCCCCAAACUCAAACUUCACAUUAAAAAUUGUGCUCUAGUCUCUGGACCCCAAAAGGGGAAAAUACAUUGUGCCUUUCUCUAGGUGUGAUGUUUUGCACCAAAAUCUUGGUAGUGUGCGAAGGAGUGGUUUUGAGACUAAAUAUAGGCCCAGAACUUGUAGAGUGUGUAUUCUUGAGUUGCUAACUCAUUAGCUUGUGUUCCCACUUAACAUUUUUAUUAGAAUGAGCUUGUAAAUUUUUUAAAAAGACAAUCAAUUUGAAAAAAUAGACUAGACAUUUUUAAAUAAAACCAUUGGCAUUUUACUUUGAUUUGAUACCUUUGUUUGUCCCAGCUGCACAAAGCAAAAGAAUUUUUUUCCCCUCAUUUUUACUUUUACGUGUCUUCCUCCAAAGCAGUAAUUUUCAAACUUUCACCUGCAUCAGAAUCAUCUGGAGAGUUUGUUAAAACACUAGUUAUGGGGCCUCAAUCCCAGUGCCCCAAAUCUAGCAUCUCUGAGUUCCGAGGUGAUGCCCUGCUGAUGGACCAGAGGACCACACUUUGAGAAUAUUUGCUUUAAACUAAGGAAGUAAGGGCCGGGGAUUUAGCUCAGUGGUUUCGCCGCCUGCUGCGCAAGUGCAAGGACCCAAAUUUGAUCCCCGGUACCAAAAAAACAAAACAAAACUAAGGAAGUACACCUGAGGUGGGUGGGCUCCCCGAUAUUAGGCAUGAGAAUUUGAAUUCCUGGUUGGAAGGUGGUAUGUCUGGGCAUACCUCACAUAGUAAAUGUUUCUGGUCAAUACUUAAUCAUUCCAAAACAUUAGUUCAGCUCCAACUGCGUGUAUGUGCACUCACAUGUGUGAAGGACUAUAACCAAAGUACUUUCAUCAGCAUGUACAAAGUCAUUAGUCCUUGUUUUUAAAGAUCUGUGAUUCCUUGGAAACAGUUCGAAGGCUGAGAGAGACCUUUGCUCUGCAGUAUAAAUGAGCCAGUCAUGGGCCAGAAGAGCAAAAGCCCAGCUUUCUCUUUAGAGAGACAUGAGGUAUGGUCUGCUGAUGCCCAGAUUUUCCUCAGCUCCCAACAUCCAUGUCCAUACUAGGUACAUUCUCACACCCAGCAUGACCACCUUUAUUAUUACUCUUGGGGGCUUUAUUAGAUCACACGUGGCCAAAACCUCUUUUCUCAAUGAAGAAUCACAUUGGAUUUUUAUUCUGUUCAGUUGUUAGUCUACAUUGCAGUCUUGUUCCCAAACUACCUCUUUAAAGUGAUUCUUCUUGUGCUGGUCUGUUCAUUCCUGCCCUCUUUGGUGCUAGAUCCAAUUGUGCCUCAGGGCAGAGGAGAUAAAACACAGUCAUCCUGUUGUCCUGUGUUGUGGUUUUGAAAUUUGUACUUUCUCUGUGGGUACCAGUUAAAUAUUGGAGAUCAAAGAAUGUGUACUUCUACAUCUGUGAACCGAGAGAGGGUUUUGAGCCUACUGGAUUGAGAUUGAAAUGCAAGAAUCAACAUUUAGAACUUUGUACUUUUCUUACAUUUCAUCUCCUUGUAGUGCUGAUACUUAGCAUGAGCAAAGUGAAUGACAGGUACUACUCAACAGCCCAACAUUAAGAUAGAAAUAGCCUGUUGUGGGCCAGUGAUUUAGCUCAGUGGUUUCACCGCCUGCUGUGCAAGCACAAGGACCCGAGUUCAAUCCCUGGUACCAAAAAAAAAAAAAAGCCUGUUGUAUAAACAGCUUUUAUUCCUUAGAAGCCAAGAAAUAAUAAAACCAUGAGUUGUACAUAAGAAUCAAUGCUCAGUGGUGACUCUGGUGCUCUCUAGAAGUCUCUCGGCAUGAGCUGCUAUAAAAUACCUUCCAGGAACAGGACCUUAUCAGUGGGGUGAGAAAAAUCCAGGCCAGUUAAGAUAAAGUGCUACAAAUUUUUUUUUAAGUGCUAUGAAUUUGAAACUCACAGAAACCUUAGUUUGGGACAAGUCUUCAAGUGUUUGGGGUAGAGUUAAUCUGAAAAACAUGAAUUUUAUAGGUCCUUAGACUAGAUUGCCAGUGAAGGAGAAAAAGGUUAAAGCUUAAGUUCCAUCUUUCUUGAGUGCUUGGAUUUUGAUGACACAGUGAUCUCAAUGACUUUCAUUUCUGUAUCUCUGUUCAUUUGGAAUUUAAUGCCUGACCUCGUUGACUGUUUUGGAUCUAAACUAUUUUUUUCUUCCAUUUUCAAAUCUCUUAGAAGACUGUGUCUCCAUUUCUUUGGCAUCUUACUUUGCUGUCUUUCUCCUUAUCUUUCACUCUUUUAUCCUGUGGCCAUUGCUAUGCCAGGGAUAUAACUACCAAACAGAAAUUGGUAUUUAUAAACCUGGUAGAGACCUUAAGUAUGUGUCUUGAUGCAAUUGCCCCACUGGAAUUUCUAUUAAGCUAGGUAAAGGGCUACCUAGUACCCUCCCCAGCAUUACAAAUCUGAGGUGCUUGCUGUCUCUCAUUUUUAAUGAACACUCAGCACCCUCACUGGCUACAAAUAGAAUCCUCACUAUGUCCACCAGAGGAUUAGAAAUUAAAGUUUCUUCACUACUUCCAUGGUAGGAUUGUCAAAAAUUCCCUAUCAGGCUGUGAGUAUGGGCAUUAGGUUCCAGUCACAAGGGGUUCCUUAUGCGGAGCUGGGGCGUGAGGCAGGCAGUACAUACUCAUGUCUUGUAAUUUUGAUCCUGCCCUCUCCAGCCAUUUCUUCAGAAGAUACACCUAAAGAUACAAAGUCUGCAUUUGAAAUAAUGCCUUAAUCACUGGGUCUACAAUUCAUGUUGACUGUUUUAGAUUGUAAGCUCCUGAGAGCAGUAUUGCUGUAGGAAUGUUUUAACAGUGUCAUGUGCAAAGGAACAAAAUAAAUAUUUUGAUUUUGUGAUUCUAA
Messenger RNA from Heterocephalus glaber (naked mole-rat), 4118 nucleotides. RefSeq names its product solute carrier family 31 member 1 (gene Slc31a1). NCBI's taxonomy places the organism in Eukaryota, Metazoa, Chordata, Mammalia, Rodentia, Bathyergidae. Gene Ontology annotation, molecular function: copper ion transmembrane transporter activity. Gene Ontology annotation, biological process: copper ion transmembrane transport. The record is from RefSeq and is a predicted model, not a curated record. Gene Ontology annotation, cellular component: membrane.